AAAAAAAAUAAUAGUAUUCCAGGAAAGAUAAGAACUUGCUAUCUUGAUCCAAGUGGUUUCCUAAAGUGUCCAGCUUCGAACACCUCAGAAUUGGUACGUUAACAAAAAUAAUAGAAGUUGGUCACCUCCAAUAACCGACCUCUAAACUAUUCCAACGCAAGGUUAGCCUUUCAAAGAUAACUCUAUGAAACUAUAUUAGUAGGAGGAGUUGGUUACCCACCUAAGCCACAUCUGUCUGUUUCUCGAUUCAAUCCCCCCCCUACAAAAGGCACAUAUCACUCGACCCAUUUCACCAGAUUAAGCAAAGCCUCAAGUAUCAGUACAGCUUUCAGUGAUCUCAAGCAUUUUGAAAUUAAGCCAACUCAAGAACCUACAAUGGCACAAAGAAUUGAAAAGAGUCUCUUCCUCGUUCUGGUGACCAUUUUCUUGGCAAGAGCAGCAGCACAGUCAAGUUGCACAAAUGUGAUAAUCAGCAUGUCCCCAUGCCUGAAUUACAUUACUGGGAACUCCUCAACCCCAUCUUCAGGAUGCUGCUCGCAGCUCGCUACCGUUGUCCGAUCAUCCCCACAGUGUUUGUGCCAGGUCAUUAAUGGCGGUGGAUCAUCACUGGGGGUCAAUGUUAAUCAAACUCAAGCUCGCGCUUUACCCGGUGCUUGCAAUGUUCAGACUCCGCCCCUCAGCCAGUGUAACGCUGCUUCUCCAGCUGACUCUCCUGCAGGAACACCCGAUGACUCAUCAAACACAGUUCCUUCAGGAAGCGGAUCUAACACUGUACCAUCAACUGACGAUGGCUCAUCAGAUGGAAACUCCAUCAAGUUGUCUAUGACUCAACUCGUUGUGCUCUUAGCUGCAGCAUUUGCUACUCUCUCAAUGCACUGAUUUUCUAUUCUGUUAGCCUACCUCUCAGGCUACACAUAUUCUUGAAUACUCUUGGAUCUUGAGUUUUGAUGAUUGUUGAUGUAUUCCUUUAUUAUUUCGAAUUCAGUUGUUAGAAUGCAUUUUUUAUUUAUUCUGACCUCAGAGAGGUUGAUUUAUGUACUGUGAAGAGACAUCAUGAUUCAUGAUCUCUUCCUUUUUUAUAAUAAAAGUUUCUGGUUCUGAGCGUAUAAAGUAAUUAAAGAGGGCAUAAGGUCAAAAAAGUUUGAGGUUUCUUUGAAACUCAGUUGGAAUUUUGGAAACAUUAGAUGUAUUUUAUAUUAUGCAUUUGCACACUAGUAGCAAUAUAAAGAG
Molecule: messenger RNA, 1230 nt
Organism: Rosa rugosa (rugosa rose)
Lineage: Eukaryota; Viridiplantae; Streptophyta; Magnoliopsida; Rosales; Rosaceae
Product: non-specific lipid transfer protein GPI-anchored 5
Exons: 3
Coding region: 376-879 (167 amino acids)
Biological process (GO): lipid transport
Molecular function (GO): lipid binding
Source: RefSeq, a predicted model, not a curated record